Molecule: messenger RNA, 783 nt
Organism: Lichtheimia ornata
Lineage: Eukaryota; Fungi; Mucoromycota; Mucoromycetes; Mucorales; Lichtheimiaceae
Exons: 3
Coding region: 1-783 (260 amino acids)
Cellular component (GO): intracellular anatomical structure
Molecular function (GO): oxidoreductase activity, acting on NAD(P)H, oxygen as acceptor
Source: RefSeq, a predicted model, not a curated record
AUGACUUCCGUACUUCCAGAAUUCUCACUCAAGGGUAAAAAGGCGAUCGUUACUGGUGGUGCUCGAGGUAUUGGACUUGAGCUUUGCCGUGCACUUGCACAAUCAGGUGCAGACGUGGCACUCAUGUACGUAUCCAGCGACUCGACCCACGAUACGGCUGCUGAGAUUGCAAAGGAGUAUGGUGUUACAUGCAAGGCAUACAAAGCGGACGUUCGAGAUGCUGCAGCAGUACAAUCCGCCAUUGAUACCAUCCACAAGGAUUUUGGUCGAAUUGAUGUUUUUGUUGCCAAUGCUGGUAUUUCCAUCAAUGGUGCUGCAGAAACCUUUGAUUUGAAUGAUUGGCACAAACUAUUUGACGUGAAUGUCCACGGCGUCUUUUACGGUAUUCAAGCAGCUGGCAAGUACAUGCUCGAACAACAAAGCGGAAGCAUCAUUAUCGUUUCAUCCGUUUCAGCUCAUUUGGUGAACCAACCACAGCCUCAAUGUGGGUACAAUUGUACCAAGGCAGCUGUAUCCAUGAUGGCCAAAUGUCUUGCUUAUGAAUGGGCACAACGUGGUAUUCGAGUCAAUGCACUUUGCCCUGGUUAUAUGAGAACGGAUAUGAUUGAACAAUUGAUUGACGCAAAACCUGAUCUUGCUGGAGCAUGGACUGAGCUUGCCCCCAUGAAGCGGAUGGGAUUCCCUCGCGAACUCAAAGGCGCUUUAGUCUUUCUUGCUAGUGAUGCAAGCAGUUAUGUCACAGGUACUGAUCUCUUGGUUGACGGUGGUUACUCUGCCAUGUAA